CCCCAAAGAUACUGAAAAGCGGAUCGCGAACUCACUGCUGAUCCAGCAAACUGGACGAUGGACGAUCGAGAUGGCAGCCAUCAUGCUCUGGUCCAGUUGCCGUCGUACACUUCAUGAGAGAAUCUGUGUAUUAUAGGUGCUUCCUUUCUGUGAACAACAUCAACAAUAACAAUGUUGGCAAAUAUUGUUAUUCAAGAACUCUGCAGCGUGGGGUCAAUCCCUUCAUUUCGCAAACAAUCCAUCACUACAAGCAAGCUCAUCAAAGUAGCUUUGAUAUCCAGAACAUGCGUCAUUCUGGCUAUGGCAGCAUCUUGUUGGCUCUUUCCAAAUCACAAUCCUGGGGAUGACGUCUUUCGAUUUUCUCUGCGAUUUCCUUCCCUGCACAACAACGACAACAAUACUUGUUUCUGUUUGAAGGGACAGGCAUGUGAUCCCCACUGGAAACAACAACACAACAACACCACCAUUCAAACAAAUCAUGCAUGUGUAGACAGUUCCUUAUUGCAAGGGAAAACAACAACUUCUGCCUACACUGCUAUUGUCUACGAGUUCCUGCUGACGCCCAUGACCCGGUGGGAUUCCGCUCGAUUCCUCGAUCUGGCUACCUAUCCGGCACGACGAGAUCCGCAUCGGUACUUGAAAAAGAUCUUUCCACAAUGCAUCGAUGAUAAUCCACCCAAUGAUACCGCUGUUGAUGAAGCUUGUAGGGAGCUAUUUCUACCCACGGAACAAGCUCAUGCCUUUUUUCCACUCUUGCCACUGGUGAUUCGAACCAUUGCCAAGGCACUGUUACGGAUCAUGCCAACAAUACUAUUGCCGCCAACCUUUGAAGGAGUCGUCACGUUGGCAGCACUUAUAUGGAAUCUACUGUGUUUCAUCGGAGCCUCGUUGGCACUCUACGACCUCACGUGGAACCUCACACAGCAGCAUCUCAAGACAUUCAUACCGGAUACACCCGAACAGAAACUGGCACCCAACUAUUGUCAACAACUGGCGUAUCAAGUCUUCUUGAUCUUUUGUAUCAAUCCAGCCAGUGUCUUUUUUGUCGCUGCCUACUCGGAAUCCACAUUUGCACUCUGCAACUUUGGUGGGCAUGCCUUGUUUUUUCGACUUCUCCGUCGCAUGAUGAUGCAGCAGGUAUUACAGCAACCCACCGCCUCGGCAAUUCGCUUGACGACCCUGGCACUGUGGAUGGCGGCAUCCUAUACACGAUCCAAUGGAACUCUCAAUUCGUGUUGGCUGAUUCUGUUGGGACUGGGUCUGGUUUGUCAUCACUACUGGGCAAAUGCUAGUAAUCGCCGUGGCAAGGCUAUCACGGGGUUGGUGGUGUGUGUCUUUUUGGGUUUUGUGGUGGCGCUUCCUGUAUAUUGGCAUGACAGUGCAGGGUAUCAGCGUCAUUGCAAUAUCGCUACGGAUGGUGAGGAAGAUGCUUGGCUAGUGCCCCAGUGGUGCCACCACAAUAAUGAGGACAACAAGAGAUUCUCGCUCUAUGGGCACAUACAACGGCAGCAUUGGAAUGUGGGGCUGUUUCGAUACUACACGUGGAAAAAGAUUCCAAACUUUCUCUUGGCAGGUCCCAUCUUACUCUUGGGCAUUUCAGCAGUUAUCGAUUGGAUUCAGAGUAGCUACUGUCGGUUCUUGCUCAAACAAGCACAACCAACCUCGGGGAAGAGCACGGUUGCGAGUAUCAUUGGCUGGGCAAUAUCUUCCCUUGGAGCUUCGGUUGCAUUCCAGAAUGGAAAAACGCAACACAGUGAUACGUCACCACAACAGACACAACCAAGUGCUUCUAAUAUGUUGCAGCAAUUGCUGAUGGGCCCAAUCAUGUUGGGCCACUAUGCUGUGUUGGCUUCUGUUUGCACCGUGGGGUUGACGGUAGCACACGUGGAAAUUACAACACGAAUGAUUUGUUCAACCUGUCCGGCAAUCUACUGGUACAUGACGUUCUGCUGUUGCUCUCACAAGGAAGAAAUGGGAAGCGAUGAUGCCAGCCGUCUCCUGGCAAGAAGAAUACCACUUCUGGGCAGACCAUUGGUGUUCUUGUAUUGCUUGCUAUAUAUCUUGGCAGGAGUUGUGAUGCAUCCAAAUUGGUUGCCCUGGACUUAGACUAAAACUGGAAAUGGGGUGCUGAUCUGACCAACAAUAAACUGCGUUCUAAUAGCACUAGUGCUGACAACUUGUAAUGCAAAUCAAUGGUUGCUGGCUGGCCAUUUUGUACAUCAAUUGCUUCCAGCUACCAGCUACUAAUAGUGCGGUUUCGG
Messenger RNA from Seminavis robusta, 2261 nucleotides. The record is from the annotation of a GenBank genome assembly. NCBI's taxonomy places the organism in Eukaryota, Bacillariophyta, Bacillariophyceae, Naviculales, Naviculaceae.